Molecule: messenger RNA, 5493 nt
Organism: Cicer arietinum (chickpea)
Lineage: Eukaryota; Viridiplantae; Streptophyta; Magnoliopsida; Fabales; Fabaceae
Source: RefSeq, a predicted model, not a curated record
CUUUCAUUCCCUCUCUUUGCCCUUACCAUCCCCAUUCCCCGCUUUCUCACUUUCUCGCCUCAUUUUCCCGAGAAAAAACUCCGGGAAAAUUUCUGGAAACGAGAAGAAAUCCAUAUUCUGCAUCCUAUACAGAUGCUGUAUUGUUGGUGGCAGUGAAUAGAGGCUUGUUUUGAUUGAUUUUUCAUGCCGCUGGAACCGAUACCGUUGGAUCGAAAGAACUCGUAUAGGGAGCGGAAGCAAGGGAGUUCUGAGUCUUUAGGAUCAGUGGCUAGAUGGAGAGGCUCGUCUUCUCAUCAUCAUCAACGCCGUGCUGCCGAUUUUCGAAGAUUUGCAGGUCAUCAUCGUAAGCAAGGUGGUUGGCAGUUAUUUCCAGAAGAAUCUGGUCAUGAGCGCAUGCUUUCUCGAUCCUGUGACAAGAUGCUGGAGGAAGAUAACUGUCGGCCAUCAGUCUCUCGAGGGGAUGGAAAGUAUGGAAGGGGUAAUAAGGAAAGUAAAGGAGCCUUUAGCCAGAGAGAAUGGAGAGGGCGUUCAUGGGAAACCACAAACAGCUCUCUGAAUACAUACAGGAGGCAAAUUGAUGUCAAUAAUGACCGUAGGUCAGUCGAUGAUAUGCUAACAUAUUCCUCUCAUCCAAAUUCUGACUUAUUAAAUACUUGGGAACAGCAUCACAUGAAAGACCAGCAUGAUAAGAUGGGCGGUGUUAAUAGGUUUGGUUCAGGCCAGAAAUGUGAUAGGAAUAAUGCUCUGGGUACAAUUGACUGGAAGCCCCUUAAAUGGACCCGACCUGGAUACUUAUCAUCACGAGAAUCAGGCUUAAGCCACUCAAUUAGCACGAGGAGCUUAGGAGGGACAAAUUCAAAGAGAAGCUGUGAAGGGAAGGUUGGGUUGCACCACAAAAUUGCAACUGGUGUUGAGUCAAAUUCAGGGGAAGCUGCUAGGCUUCGUACGUCUUCUGCUCCAUCUGAAGAGGCAAAUUUGAGGAAGAAGCCUAGACUAAAUUGGGGUGAGGGACUUGCAAAGUUUGAGAAAAAGAAAGUUGAGGGGCCUGAGGUAACUUUAAACAAAGAUGAUCCUGUUUCACCUUUUAAUAUGGAACCCAACAAUUUCCUCAGUCCCGGCUUAGUAGAUAAAAACGCAAAAGUUUCAGGAUUUUCAGAUUGUGCCUCUCCCGCAACUCCAUCUUCUGCUGCCUGCAGCUCUUCACCAGGUACAGAUGAUAAAUUGUUUGGAAAUGCUGCAAAUGUGGACAGUGAUGUUAGUAACCUGCGUAGUUCACCUGGUCCUGGGGGGAAAAGUCAUCUGCAGAUGUUUUCUUUCAAUUUAGAGAAAGUGGAUAUUGACUCAUUGUCUAGUUUGGGCUCUUCACUUGUUGAGUUACCUCAGUCUGAUGAUCCUUGCUCUGUGGAUGAUAGUUUAUUAAGAUCCACCACAAUGAAUAAAUUACUGACGUUAAAAGCUGGCAUUUCAAAGGUAUUAGAGGUGACUGAAACUGAAAUUGAUUUACUCGAAACUGAACUUAGAUCUCUAAAAUCUGAAUCUGAGGGUAGAUUUCCGUGUUCAGCAGCAGUUGGCUCUCUGAUGUGUUACAACGUAAACUCUUGUGAGGAACAUGUUGGAAGCACUGACAAGGUUGCUCGUCUAGAACCAUUGCAAAUUGUAUCUUCUGAUGAACCUAUUGUGGAGAUGGCUGUUGUGGAGAAGAUGCCUCUUUCUACUAACUUGCUUGAUAUACAUGAUAAUUGCCAGGAAGAUGAUAAUGACUGUCAUGGUGCUGCAAGGUCUGAACUUGUUGAGCCUCUGCCCAUGAUGAAUGCAGUUUCUGCAUGUGAUGCGGGGUAUGGUACAUGCUCUGAAGACUUGGGUCGAAUUCAAUCAACGACCGUACAAUGCUUAAUUCCCUGUACUUAUAGGCAUGUUGCCGAUGUCUCUGCUUGUGGUGAUAGUAAUUCAUCUUUGGAGGUUAAAGAUGGUGUGGAUGAUAAGUCAAGUGAAAGAUUCUAUUCCAGCACUGAGAAUAUUUUAUAUGAUACAAUUAUUUCAUGCAAUAAAAAAUCUGCAAAAGCAGCAUGGGAAGAAAUUGCUAAGUUAUUGCCUGAAGAAUGUGGCAAGAAGUUCUACGACAAUAUUGGAGUUAGAAGUGCCUCAUGCUCUCAAAAUGGUGUAUUCAUUAUGGCAAAAUUUGAGGAGAAACGGCGAUUUACAAGACUGAAGGAGAGGGUUAUAACGCUUAAGUUUAAAGCCUUGCAUCAUUUGUGGAAAGAAGAUAUGCGCUUGCUGUCUGUUCGUAAACACCGCCCAAAAUCUCACAAGAAACUUGAAUUAGAUCUACGCACUACCAGUAAUAGUCAUCAGAAGAAGCGGUCUUCUAUUCCCUUUCGUUUUCCUUUCCCUGCAGGAAACCAACUGAGAUUGGUCCCAACAUCUGAGAUGAUUAACUAUACAAGCCAACUGCUUUCGGAAUCCAAACAUGAAAUUCAAAGAAGCUUCUUGAAGAUGCCAGCAUUAAUUUUGGAUCAGAAGGACAAAAUGAAUUCAAUGUUUUUAUCAAGUAAUGGGCUGGUUGAAGAUCCAUUGGCUAUUGAGAAAGAAAGGGCCAUGAUAAACCCUUGGACUUCAGAAGAGAAAGAGAUUUUCUUGGAGAAAUACGUGGCGUUUGGAAAAGAUUUUCGGAGAAUUGCUUCUUUCCUAGACCACAAGACAACGGCUGACUGUGUUGAAUUCUAUUACAAAAACCAUAAGUCUGAUUUUUUUGUGAAAAUUAAGAAAAAAAAUGAUGACAAGCUAGGUAAAUUUUGUAAAACCAAAGCCGACUUGAUGGCAUCAGGUAUAAAAUGGGAUUCAGAAGUGAAUGCUUCUUCACUUGACAUUUUGAGUGCAGCUUCAGUGAUGGCAACCCGCAUUGCAGGUAAUCGGAAGAUGCGUUCGGGAAGUUCCCUUUGGAGGGGAUAUGGUAAUGUGGUCAAUUCUAAGGGUGACAAUAUCAUUACACAGAGGAUGGACAGUGUUGACGUUCUUCAAGAUGAAAGAGAGACUGUUGCAGCUGAUGUAUUGGCUAGUAUAUGUGGUUGUAUUUCAUCUGAGGCAACAAAUUCCUGUAUAACAAGUUCAGUUGAUCCUGUGGAAGAUAACAGGAUCAGGAAGUGUGUGAAAGUGAGGUCUGUAUGCAAACAAACUCCAAUGGAUGUUACUCAGAAUAUUGAUCAUGAAACUUGUUCCGAUGAGAGCUGUGGUGAAAUGGAUCCUACUGAUUGGACGGAUGGGGAGAAGGCAUCCUUCCUUCAGGCUGUAUCAUCUUUUGGAAAGGAUUUUGCAAUGAUUGCACAGUGUGUCAGAACAAGAUCCCAAUACCAGUGCAAAGUUUUUUUUAGCAAGACUCAGAAACGUCUAAAAUUAGAUCUCAUGGGUCCCAAACCUGAAAAUGUUGGAUCACUGGUGAAUGAUGAUGUGGAUGGUGGCAGGAGUGAUGCAGAUAAUGCAUGUGCUGGACAGACAGGUUCUGUCAAUGGCACUGAUACGUCAGGCACUAAAACAGAUGUAAACCAGCCUGCAUCAGACAAGAACAUGUAUCACGAUGAAUCCAAUCCUGUAGAAGCUAGCAACCUGUCAGCUGAGUUAGAUGAAUCAGAGGAAACUAAUGGGAAAGUAGAUCAUGAAGAUGUAAAUAUGGUUUCUAAUCCAUGUGUUAUUGGUGGUGAGUCGAAACUGGGAAUUGAUGGUGAUGCAGUUGUCUUGAACAGUUCUGAUAAGUCUGGUUCUGUCCGGGACCAGAGAGCCAUAGUUCUGUCGGAUAGCAUAGAAAUUGGAGAAGUUAAGACUAGUGAAGGGGAAGGUGCAGUUAUAGAAUUGGUGUCUGAUAUGGAGACAGUUUCGGAUAGCACAGACAUUAGAGAACCAAGUGAAGGGAAAGGUGGAGUUACAGAAUUGGUGUCUGAUAUGAAGACAAUUGAACCAUGCCACUCUUAUUCUGUUGCUGAGGGUAGACUGGUUUCUGAUGUUUCUUCCAGGCAUUGGGGAAAUGAAUUGGAGGGUUCAACUAUAUGUCUAGUUGACAGAGAUGAAGCUAAUACCGAUGUUGUAAUUGAGUUGAAAGACAACGUCCACGAUUCAAGCACUCCGGUGAAUACUUCACUAUCAUCUGUGGAAGUUUCUUGUUCAAGAUUGGGUGUUGAUGUUGAAAAUGAGCCCCAACUACCCCUUGAAAAACCUCAUUUCUCAGGAUCGUCAGUGGGUCCUCUUACAAAUGCAAAUUCAAUAUUGCAAUAUACUGAUGGUGCUGCUGUGCAAUAUAAGAAAACUGCUAGCCAAGAUCUACUGUCUUGUGAUAUUCAGGGAAAUCGAGAUACGAGUGGUCAUAAUUCCAGUAGCAACCUUGGUUAUCAGCUUUGUAAUCCUGGGAAUUUAUUGGAUGAUGUUGAGCCUGCUAGAAUCCUUCAAUGCUAUGAUUUGCAAGUGUCUCCUAAGAAGGAAGUGAAUGUGAAUAUGAGCUGCAGCAGUUCAGCAACCCAGUUAACGCUUUUGUCCCAAAAGAUUGAACAUGAUGAUCAAUACAAAAGCUUGCAGUGUUUUUCAGAUUCAGAAAAAACACCCAGAGAUGGCGAUGUGAAACUAUUUGGGAAGAUACUAACUAUUCCUUCAUCCACCCAGAAGCCUGUAAGUUCCAAGGGUAAUGAAGAAAACUGUACCCACCGUCCAAAGUUAAGCAGUGCCUCUUCUAGUCUGAAACUAACCAGCCUUGAUAAUGCUGGUGGAAAAUCAGCUAUUUUGAAGGUUGAGCAUGACGAUUGCCGGGGCAUUAAAAAUGUUCCCGUUACGAGUUAUCACGUCGAGAACAAAAUACAUCCCGAUUGUUCAUCACUGCCUGAUUCUGCCAUUUUGCUUGCGAAAUAUCCUGCAGCAUUUAGUAGUUAUUCCACAUCUGCCAUCUUAGAGAAAGAGUCAUUACAGGCAUUGGCCAAGAAUGAUAAACAUCAUCUGAAUGGAGCAUCUUCUUUUACAACUAGAGAAGUCAAUGGAUGCAAUGGUGUGAUUGAUUACCAGAUGUGUAGAGAUAGCGAUGAUCAGAAAGAAGUGCUCUCUGACAUGCAGAGAAGAAAUGGUAUCGAAGCAAUCUCAUCAUGUUUACAGCGGCAGGGUAAGGGAAUGGUUGGAACAAAUGGUGUUGGGAAAGCAGACAUUCUUGUUGGAGGAUCCAAAAGUGUCAUCGUCUCGGAUCCUGAGUUUGUUGGUCAAACUGGGAGUGUAAUGAAAGAGGAUGAUUUGGGUAGUUAGAUGUGUUCAGCUGCAACAGCACCCUGUAUUAUAGCUUUUCUAAGCCUGAUUUAUUUUUUUAGGCAAUGUAAUAGGUGUACAAUAAUUUUAAUAUGGCAGCUGCCAUGUGUUUGUUGUAUUUUGAUAGAAAUUCUUGAAUAAUUUCUGAGAAUAUUUAUUGGCGAUUGCCAUUUUGGUUCCCUUAACCCUAUCAAUGCAGAUUUGGACAAUGAAUUGCAUGGACAA